ACGGCGGCAGUCGUAGCCUAGAGAGGCCGCUAAGUGACUAGAGAGGGAACUGAGGUUUCCGCUCUGCGGAGAGGCAAGAUGGCCACGGCUGGGGGCAGCACUGAAGCUGACCCGGGAAGUCGGGGUCUUCUUCACCUUCUGUCGUUCUGCGUUCUACUGACAGGUUUGUGCAAGGGAAACUCCGUGGAGAGAAAGAUCUACAUUCCUUUAAAUAAAACGGCUCCCUGUGUUCGUCUGCUUAAUGCCACUCAUCAGAUUGGCUGCCAGUCUUCAAUUAGUGGGGACACAGGGGUUAUCCACGUAGUGGAGAAAGAAGAGGACCUGCAAUGGGUGUUGACAGAUGGCCCCAACCCUCCUUACAUGGUUCUGCUGGAAGGCAAGCUGUUUACCAGGCAUGUAAUGGAGAAGCUGAAGGGAAAAAAUAGUCGGAUUGCUGGUCUUGCAGUGACCUUGGCCAAGCCCAGUCCCACCCCCGGCUUCUCUCCUAGUGUGCAGUGCCCAAAUGAUGGGUUUGGUGUUUACUCCAAUUCCUAUGGGUCAGAGUUUGCCCACUGCAAAGAAAAGCCAUGGAAUCCUCUUGGCAGUGGCUUGGCUUAUGAAGACUUUAGUUUCCCCAUCUUUCUUCUUGAAGAUGAAAAUGAAACCAAGGUCAUCAAGCAGUGCUAUCAAGAUCACAACCUGAGUCAGAACGGCUCAGCACCGGCCUUCCCGCUGUGCGCCAUGCAGCUCUUCUCACACAUGCACGCCGUCAUCAGCACUGCCACCUGCAUGCGGCGCAGCUUCAUCCAGAGCACCUUCAGCAUCAACCCAGAAAUCGUCUGUGACCCCCUCUCUGACUACAAUGUAUGGAGCACGCUCAAGCCUAUAAAUACAUCUGGGACAUUGGAGCCUGAUGAUAGGGUGGUGGUUGCGGCUACCCGGCUGGACAGUCGUUCCUUCUUCUGGAAUGUGGCCCCCGGGGCUGAAAGUGCUGUUGCCUCCUUUGUCACCCAGCUGGCUGCAGCCGAAGCCUUGCAAAAGGCACCUGAUGUGACCACCCUGACCCGCAAUGUCAUGUUUGUCUUCUUCCAAGGAGAAACUUUUGAUUACAUUGGCAGCUCAAGAAUGGUCUACGAUAUGGAGAAGGGGAAGUUUCCUGUGCGGUUAGAGAACAUAGAUGCAUUUGUGGAACUGGGACAGGUGGCCUUAAGAACAUCUCUAGAGCUCUGGAUGCACACGGAUCCCAUGUCUCAGAAAAACGAGUCUGUUCAGAACCAGGUAGAGGACCUUCUGGCCACACUGGAGAGGAGUGGUGCUGAUGUACCUGAUGUUGUCCUCAGAAGAAUUAAUCAGUCCCAUGCCCUCCCACCAUCUUCUCUGCAGCGAUUUCUUCGAGCUCGAAACAUCUCCGGUGUUGUUCUGGCAGACCAUAAUGAUUCCUUCCAUAACCUCUAUUACCAAAGCAUUUACGACACUGCUGAGAACAUUAAUGUGAGCUAUCCUGAGUGGCUGAGCCCUGAAGAGGACCUGAACUUUGUGACAGACACGGCCAAGGCCCUGGCAAAUGUGGCCACAGUGCUGGGACGUGCACUGUAUGCACUUGCAGGAGGAAGCAACUUCAGCGACAUGGUUCAGGCUGAUCCCCAGACGGUCACCCGCCUGCUCUAUGGGUUCCUGAUUCAAGCCAACAACUCUUGGUUCCAGUCUAUCCUUAGACAGGAUCUGAGGUCCUACUUGGGAGACGGGCCUCUUCAGCAUUACAUCGCUGUCUCCAGCCCCACCAACACCACUUAUGUCGUGCAGUAUGUCUUGGCAAAUUUGACUGGCAAGGUGAUCGACCUCACUCGAGAGCAGUGCCAGGAUCCAAGUAAAGUUCCAAAUGAAAACAAGGAUCUGUAUGAGUACUCAUGGGUUCAGGGCCCUCUGAGUUCCAACGAGACGGACCGGCUGCCCCGGUGCGUGCGUUCCACUGCACGACUGGCCAGGGCCUUGUCACCUGCCUUCGAACUGAGUCAGUGGAGCUCCACCGAAUACUCUACAUGGACUGAGAGCCGCUGGAAAGACAUUCGGGCUCGGAUAUUCCUGGUUGCCAGCAAAGAACUUGAGUUUAUCACCCUGAUAGUGGGCUUCGGCAUCCUCGUCUUCUCUCUCGUCAUUACCUACUGCAUCAAUGCCAAAGCCGAUGUCCUUUUCAUUGCUCCCCGAGAGCCAGGAGCUGUGUCUUACUGAAGAGGCCCCCAGCUUUCCCUGCCAGCUCAGCACUUCACUUCCAAGAUCAUUUGUCCCAUUGGGAACAAACCACUAGUUUGUCACUGGAUCUUCUUUGGGCCUGUCUCAGACUGGAGUUAAUAUAAAGGAGUGGAACUGUCCAGAAGAAAUAAGCAAGUCACUCUGCCUCCCCACCUCCCUUCUCCAGUUCCUCCUUUCCCCUCUCUCUGCAAGAUUCUGGGAUUAUAAUAGAAGCUUCCUGCUCCUGUUCAACUCCCAAGGUCCCCACUCCUACCUGCCCGUCCUAAGGACGCCCAGCCCUAUUCUCCCAGCCCUGUUCUCCCCUCUGUGUCCCUUCUCGCCCCCACCCCAUCCCUGUACCCAACCACUUUGCAGACCAGGAAGAAGGAGGCGAAGGGCUGAACAUCAGGGUUCUGCCACGGUGAACCUCUGAAGAGGAGGACAAGGUUCUCUGGGCCGAGCCUGCUGUUCCUUCCCACUGUCUGUUCUCCAGAUCCUCAGUUGGCACAUUAGGGUGGGCGUGCUGCUGGGUGGGUAUCCCACCUCCAGCCCAUGGUGCCCAGGUGUACUUUUUAUUAAGCUGUAAUAUCUAUUUUGUUGGUUUUUUUCCUUUUUUUUUUUUUUGUAAAUAUAUAAAUAGGGAGUUUCAUUAAAAUAGAUUAUCCCACACAGCUUAUACUCUUACCUGUUACUCUUCCCCAACCAUCAAGUUUAGGACAACCUAUGUGCUGUGCUGGUGGGACUGGAUGUCAGUGAAAUUGUUACCUUGGGUGAAGACCCAAGGAGGAUUCCCCCAUCGAGGACUUUGCAAUCCUUUUAAAACAAGGGCUCUUGGCUGAGCUCUGGAGCCUGGGUGCCCCACUUAAAAGAGCAGCCUUAGCCUAGUUUCUUCUUGCUCUGGUAGUGGACAGGUGCUUUAUUCACUCUGUGCCCCUGGCUAGGUACAGAGAUAAAGUGAAGACAGCCCUUUGAGGUUCUCAUAGUUGGGGUGAGGAAAGAGUGUGCGACUCAUCCAGAAUGCUCUCUGGAUAUGUUGCACGUGUGGGUCCCUGUGCAGUAGCAUGUGGUGGGAUUCAGGGCAAUGGGUGAUAGCUGAGUAGGCACGAAUGAGUUCCCCAGGUGUGGAAGCACAGUCAAGCAGAGGCAGGAGUCAUGCUUGGGAAAUGGUGCUGUUCGCGUGCCUGAGCCAUGAAAAUCGGCAGGAGUUGAGGCUGGGGCAGACCUAAGGAUCUUGGGUGACCUGCGAAGGAGUUUGGACCUUCUGUGGGCAGUCGGCUUUUUGGGGACCAAAACCAGAGUGGUUUAGAACUAUUUCAGAAGGAACCACAGCUCUGGAAAGGCUGUAAUUUUGUGGGUCUUCAUGGAGGCAGAAUUCUGGAUUAUUGCAGAACUGCUAAGUGAUCGUGGGCAGCGGCUGAGUCAGCUGAAGGGGGAAGAGAAGUGGCAGGGUGGGAGCAGAGGCCCAGCCUUUGCCGGCCAGGAAGCCGCUGUGACACAUGCCUGAAGGCCAGCGGCAAGGGAAAGCUGGCUGAGAGCGCGCAUCCCCCCCACUCCUUAGUUCUCUGGUUGGGCUGUUUGCCUUUGCGAAUCCUGCUGAGAGGAGAUCAUUUUUCUUCAGGUUUCUCUCCAAGUUCCCUCAAGGGGGCACGUUUGGGGUCCUGAGAUAGGAAAAACACCCUGCUGCUUCCCCGCCCCAGCCCCCCAGUUGGAGCUGGAGAAGCUGUGUGCUAUGCUGGCGGGAGCUGAACACAGCUGCCACUGUGUCUGGGCCGGCUCCAUGCCUCCCUCGGCCAACAGGUCUCCCAGCGGGCAGAGCAGUAAACUCCCUCAUCCUGCUGGCAGCUUUGGGAAGUGAGGACAUGGCUGGGUACCAGGGAGGGGGCUGAACGGCGAAUCACAGGCGUGGGCAGAAUCAAGAGAUCAGGGUGGGUAAGAAGGGUACAAGAUGCAGAGCCCUCAAUAUCUUGGCCACCUCUACCUAAGGGAGAAUCCUAAACACAAACUUGUCUUCUGCCUUCCAUGCUCCUUAACCCCACCCACAAAUGGGCCCUUCCUUGCCCUGGCUCUGGGAGAGGCCAGGCGGGCACCCUGGGAGGCGUGCAGCCACCCAGAUGACCACCGGAACUGGCACACACCCUCCCUCUCAGUGACCAUCAUGCUGGUGCCUCACCACUUGGCCCUUGUGCCCUAAAGACCGUAAGUGUCUGGCUGGCAGUGUAUUAACGGCCAUAUCCUUUUUGACCCGUUUCCCUCCCCUGCAUCUAGGCCUUGUUCAUCCUGCCUUCUGAACAGAAUCAUCUUCCAGCCCUUUCCCCUCCCUGAGGGCUCCCCUUCUGCCCACUGCUAGUCCACUAUGCCCCUUCUCUUCCUCGCAAUCCCUACCCUGGUCUCCAGGUCUCUGUGGUAUCUACCUGUUGACAUCUCGCCUGUUCCCUCAAGGUUGCCCCUGAAGGUUUCUAGCAGCUGAUUUCUUUUUCCUGGCUUCUGGGUAAAGGGGUUACUGCUUCCUGUUUCUCAUCUCUGGGUCACUGCUCCUAAAGGCACAUCCUGGGAGUUUUUUUUUUUUUUUCUUCCUUUAAUCUAGAUUCUGAUGCUGUAUAUUGAGAUCCUUACUCAGUACAGGACUUUUGUUUCUUCAAGGGAACUUACAGUAAGACCUUGGGAAUUACGUGUAUGAUCUAACUCUUUUUUGGUCUAACUCAUUUGAUAGAUGAGGAAACUAGUCCAGAGGAACAGUGUGGCUUUGUCCAGGGCCACACAGCAAAUAAAGAGUUGGGACUAGAACAUGUCAUGUCCACAGCCACCCAAGCAGCUGAAGCUGCCGUAGACAUUUGUUGAGCACAGCUAUGGGCAAGGCGCUCUGUCCCAGCAUCUGAAAGGGCUAAGAAAGGUGGUGCCUUCCCUGCAAGACUUCAAAUCCACAGUCCCGAUGGCAGGAAGGGGCCCAACAAGAUAAAGAACCAGGCGUGGCUGUGUAUGCUCCUUGCAGGAUCAGUGCCCUAAACAGGUUUCUCCUGAGUUCAGAGGAUGGAGGAUUUUCUUUCCGCUGGGCCAGGGAGGAGGAGCCUCGUGAUGUGGGAAGAACUCAGGACCAGAUUUUCUGGUCUGCUGCUAAUGCUGUGUGACUUUGGGAGGGGCAUCCUGUGUUCUCAUCUAUAAAGUACAUUUGGACAAGGGGCUGCUCUCAGGUCCACCCUGG
This is a messenger RNA of Fukomys damarensis (Damara mole-rat), 5407 nucleotides long. It is a transcript of the gene Ncstn, whose product is annotated as nicastrin. The record is from RefSeq and is a predicted model, not a curated record. Lineage: Eukaryota; Metazoa; Chordata; Mammalia; Rodentia; Bathyergidae. Gene Ontology annotation, cellular component: membrane. Gene Ontology annotation, biological process: protein processing; Notch receptor processing. The coding region runs from base 79 to 2208 and encodes 709 amino acids. The transcript has 17 exons.